Molecule: messenger RNA, 3156 nt
Organism: Dovyalis caffra
Lineage: Eukaryota; Viridiplantae; Streptophyta; Magnoliopsida; Malpighiales; Salicaceae
Source: the annotation of a GenBank genome assembly
AUGGAAAGUAGUGACAGGUUAAUUUCUGCUCCUUUGGAUGGGAUUGUUGGUGACGGGAUUCCGAGACCUAAGCUUCUUCAUGGGAGGACUAGUGGCCCUGCAAGACGUUCCACAAAGGGUCAAUGGACAGCUGAAGAGGAUGAGAUUCUGCGCAAGGCUGUUCAGCGUUUCAAAGGAAAGAACUGGAAAAAAAUUGCUGAGUGUUUCAAGGACAGGACUGAUGUACAAUGUCUGCAUAGGUGGCAGAAGGUCUUGAAUCCUGAACUUGUUAAAGGUCCAUGGUCGAAGGAGGAGGAUGAAAUUAUAAUUGAAUUGGUGAACAAAUAUGGGCCAAAGAAGUGGUCCACAAUUGCACAGCAUUUACCUGGACGUAUUGGAAAGCAGUGCCGAGAAAGGUGGCAUAAUCAUCUUAAUCCUGCAAUAAACAAAGAGGCAUGGACACAGCAAGAGGAGCUGGCCUUGAUUCGUGCACAUCAGAUUUAUGGGAACAGAUGGGCAGAGCUUACAAAGUUCUUGCCUGGAAGGACAGACAAUUCCAUAAAAAAUCACUGGAACAGUUCUGUAAAGAAGAAACUGGAGUCUUACAUGGCAUCAGGUCUGUUAGAACAGUUCCAAGCCGUUCCGCUUGUGGGACAUCAAACUCUACCCUUGCCCUCAUCUUCCUCAAGGCUGCAUAGUUCUGGAGAUGAUAAUGCUCAGAGAGGUGGAACAGAAGCAGAAGAUAUAUCAGAAUGCAGUCAAGAGUCAAGUAUUGUUGGUUGCUCACAGUCUGCGAGUGACCUGGGUAAUGCAGUUUUUCAUACAAGAGAAGAAUUUCAGUUUACUGAAGAAUCUGGUCUCAGAAAGGAGCAAAGCUCCAGUCCAGCAUCUUGUUCAGAACAAUAUUACAUCCCUGAAAUGCCUUGUGAAAUGGGUGGCUCUUCCAACUUUCUCCAGCAAAAUUUCUCUCAUAACAAUUUGACUUCUGCAAGCAGUGAUUAUCAAUUUGAAUUACAGGAGCUACCCAACAUAUCCUCACUAGAACUGAGGCAGGAAUCAUCAGUAUUGCCAACUCAUUGCAUAAAUGCUAAUGAAAGCCAUGAACUGGUGAAUGUCCCAUUUCAAACUUCUGUGGGCCCGAGAGCUCCUACUUCCAUGGGAAAUAUCACUGCAAGUUCUGCGCAAUCAGACCAGAUAUUCAUAUCUGAUGAUGAAUGUUGCAGGUUUCUUUUUUCAGAGGCAGCAAAUGGUGGAAUUUUUUCCUGCGGAAGCAUUACAAAAGACUCAAAUGUGGUUGACCUAGGUGGUGACAUGGAUUCUUCACUUCCUCAAUCAUCUAACAUCCAGAUAUCUGAAACAGAGAGAAGUGCUUCACAAUCAUAUUGUCCUCCGAGGGAUUCCUCACUUCCUCAAUCAUCAAACAUCCAGAUAUCUGAAACUGAGAGAAGGGCUUCACAGUCAUAUUGUCCUCCGAGGUCUGCUAUUUUGGGAGCUUCAUGCAGUCAAUCAUUUCUACCUGGUCCUUCCCUCCAUUCUGCUGAUGAUAGUACACUUGUAUAUGGUAGGGAACCCAAUCAAUUAAUGGCCCAAUCAUAUGGAACUCACGAACAACAGUUUAUCACAAGCGUACAUGACAGCUUUAUCUAUACCAAUGGUGCCAUCAACUCCUCUUGUGAUGAUGGUACAGAUCACACAGAGCUUCAAGAGCAACCUUAUCUGAAGGAACCGUCAAAAUUAGUGCCUGUGGACACCUUUCCUUCAGGUUCAGAUACCAUAUCAUCUUGUCCUGCAGGCGAGAAACCAAAUGUGCAUGCAGAACAGCAGGAUGCAGGAGGUCUUUGCUAUGAACCUCCUCGCUUCCCAAGCUUGGAUAUGCCUUUUUUGAGUUGUGAUCUCGUACAAUCUGGCAGUGAUAUGCAACAAGAGUAUAGUCCUCUUGGUAUACGCCAACUGAUGAUGUCUUCCAUGAACUGCAUCACCCCAUUUAGGUUAUGGGAUUCACCAUCUCGGGAUGGUAGCCCUGAUGCUGUUCUGAAAAGUGCUGCCAAGACUUUCACAGGCACACCAUCCAUUCUGAAGAAACGAAACCGUGAUUUAUUGUCACCCUUGUCAGAGAGAAGAGGUGACAAAAAGCUUGAGAUUGACAUGGCGGCAUCCAAUUUGAGCAAAGAUUUUUCACGUUUAGAUGUUAUGCUUGACGAGACUGUGACUCACAACAGAUCAUCUCUGCUGUCUCCGUCAUCCAAUCGGGAAAAGAACCAUGAGUCCUCAGGUGAAGAUAAAGAAAAUCUGGACCCUGCUUGUGAAGCUGCAGAAGAAAAUAGUGGUAAUUCCAAGGACAACGUAAAGCAAGGGAUAGGUGAUAGUGAUGAGAGGUCCAAGGUUCAUCUCGAUGCUAGUGCUCAAACUGUGCCUCAGUCUUCUGAACUUCUGGCUGAAGAAAACACCAAUGAUCUGUUGUUUUCUCCUGAUCAACUUGGUUUUAAAUCAGACAGAGCUUUUGGUCCCAGUGCUCGAACUCCCAGAAAUUUGUACCGUAAAAUUUUGGGCACUUUAUCAGAUCAAGCCAGUGCUUCAGAAUCCACAUCUGGAAAUCCAUGCAUAAUUAUUAGCCCUACUGUUUGUAAGAAGAAUCAUGGAAGUCACGUAAUUGAAAGUACAUCAGCCCCCUCGGAGAAUAUGCCUGAUAAUUCUGGGCACAGUGCUGGCACUGAAAAUUUUUGCAUGUUUGGUGAUACUCCUUUCAAAAGGAGUAUUGAAUCCCCAUCGGCAUGGAAGUCACCUUGGUUCAUUAAUUCUUUUGUGCCAGGCCCGAGGAUUGAUACGGAAAUAUCCAUCGAGGAUAUUGGUUAUUUUAUGAGUCCUGGGGACAGAAGCUAUGAUGCCAUUGCAUUAAUGAAACAGCUAAGUGAGCACACUGCCUCAGCAUAUGCCGAUGCCUUGGAAGUUUUGGGUAAAGACACUCCGGAGUCCAUAUUAAAAGAAAGGAGGCGCUCCAAUGAUCCCAAUUGUGAACAAGAGAAUCGCUCCAAUUUAGUUCCAAAUGUUUCGACCGAAUGCCGUACCCUUGACUUUAGUGAAUGUGGAACACCUGGGAAGAGAACAGAAAAUGGGAAAUCUUCAACUGCCAUAAGCUUUUCAAGUCCCUCUUCCUAUCUUUUGAAGGGUUGCAGAUAG